Molecule: messenger RNA, 622 nt
Organism: Salarias fasciatus (jewelled blenny)
Lineage: Eukaryota; Metazoa; Chordata; Actinopteri; Blenniiformes; Blenniidae
Gene: supt4h1
Product: SPT4 homolog, DSIF elongation factor subunit
Exons: 5
Coding region: 128-481 (117 amino acids)
Biological process (GO): regulation of DNA-templated transcription; transcription elongation by RNA polymerase II; transcription elongation-coupled chromatin remodeling
Cellular component (GO): DSIF complex; nucleus
Molecular function (GO): RNA polymerase II complex binding; zinc ion binding
Source: RefSeq, a predicted model, not a curated record
GAGAUUACCCUGUGCGGGUCCUUCACGGAGUCCAGGCAGGCAGACUGAAAACAUUAGCUUUAGCCGGGCAGUUGCUUCGAUUCUAGUUUAAUGUAUCUCAUUUUUAUUUAAUAUAGAAUAACUAACAAUGGCAUUGGAGACGGUUCCCAAAGACUUACGACAUCUACGAGCGUGUCUUCUUUGUUCUCUGGUGAAGACCAUCGAUCAGUUUGAAUAUGACGGCUGUGACAACUGCGAGUCGUACCUGCAGAUGAAGGGCAACAGAGAGAUGGUGUAUGAAUGCACCAGUUCGUCAUUUGAUGGGGUGAUCGCCAUGAUGAGUCCAGAAGACAGCUGGGUAGCUAAGUGGCAGAGGAUAGGAAACUUCAAACCUGGUGUGUAUGCAGUGUCUGUGACCGGUAGACUUCCUCCAGGUGUGGUGAGAGAGCUGAAGAGCCGAGGAGUGAUCUACAAAUCCAGAGACACGGCAGUGAAGUCGUGAAGUUGGCAGCAGAGCUGUUAGCACUGCAGCGCCCUGGAUGUCCUGUCUUAUUGAGCUAUUCCAUUACUGUUGAAUUGAAACCUGAACAUGGAUAUUUUUUAUUUCUUUAUGCAAGUGAAAAUAAACUUCAUUUUUAUUAUA